This is a messenger RNA of Ctenopharyngodon idella (grass carp), 1393 nucleotides long. It is a transcript of the gene batf, whose product is annotated as basic leucine zipper transcription factor, ATF-like. Gene Ontology annotation, cellular component: nucleus. The record is from RefSeq and is a predicted model, not a curated record. Gene Ontology annotation, biological process: regulation of transcription by RNA polymerase II. The transcript has 3 exons. Bases 335 to 709 code for a protein of 124 amino acids. Lineage: Eukaryota; Metazoa; Chordata; Actinopteri; Cypriniformes; Xenocyprididae. Gene Ontology annotation, molecular function: DNA-binding transcription factor activity, RNA polymerase II-specific; RNA polymerase II cis-regulatory region sequence-specific DNA binding.
GCUUUGCUGCGAAUAAGAGGCUUUAUGCAAAGUUUCCAAGAACCAUGUGACUUCCAGUCUAGUGCUGUAGAGGUUUUCUAUCGACCACAUCACACGUUGCUAAUUAGGCAGGGCGAGAGAAAGAGAGGGAGUGAAACAGAGCAAGAAAGAAAGAGUGCGAGUGCUGCAGUCUCUACUCAUUCGUCCGUGGACCGCCAUCAGUUCACAUCUCUCCUCUGAACACAUGCAGUCUCACAUAGCCUGAGACAGACAGACAGAUAAACAGGCUGAGAGAAAGACACGGCAGAAGACAGACUCUGAAGGAGGUCAAAGGUUUCACAGGGACUGAAGUGGCAUGGCUCAGGGCUCUGACAAUAACGACACCAGCUACACCAAAUCCCCCUCUCCGGGCAAUAAACAGGGUUCAACGGAUGACGUAAGGAAAGUGAUGAGGAGAGAAAAGAACCGAAUCGCGGCGCAGAAGAGCCGAAUGAGACAAACGCAGAAAGCCGACAGUCUGCACCUGGAGAGUGAAAAUUUGGAGAAGGAAAACGCAGCGCUCAGGAAAGAGGUGAAGAGACUCACAGAAGAGGCCAAAUAUCUGUCCACGGUCCUGAGCAACCAUGAGCCGCUGUGCACGGGCCUGAGCGGCGCGUCCACGGAGCUGCUGUACGGCGCGCAUCACGGCGCGUUCCACCAGCACAUCAGCGUGCCGCACUACCCGCUUUGACCGGCAGAGGCCGCCGGAGUUCCUCAUGGAAUCCGCCUGUGGGCGACAGUCAAUGAACUUUGGUUGAGUCAUAAACAACGUACAUAGUCAUCAGCGGGCAUUGAAAUGAUCUUAAAAUCAUCUACUGAGUAUCAGAUAAAUAAAACAAGCCUCAAGAUGAAACGAUUUUUGUGACGAUAUAUUAAUGUCAUUUUUAUUUGAUUUUUUUUUUUUGUCUGAAGUUAAAUAAUCCCAGUUCCUUGAACAAAACCUCAUGUCUGUAAAAUGCAAAUGUGUUAAACGUAGGCUACUUGCAAAGGUGCAUGGCAAUGACACGAUGAAUGUUUUCAAUUUAGAUUUCAUUAAGCCAGUCUACUGAUUCAUAUGAUCAUUUAUUUUAUUCUAUUUCUGUGAAAUGUUAAUGAAAUGACUGGAUUUUAUUCUAAGAAAAUGAUGUUGAUUGUGUAUCCUGUUCAGAGAUAUUAUGUGUGAAUGUUUUUCUAUUAUGACUCAUUGGUCAAACAUUCUGAAUGUACUUUAUACACAAUUCUAGCUGAAUAUUUUUAUUCUAAACCCGUUGAGAUCUUCUAAAGUUGUACAAACUGCUGUGCUAUAUCUCAAAUGUGGAGGAGGGAAAAUUUGUAUCUGUGAUCUUCUGUGAUCACUUGUGAAGAAAUAAAUAAAUAAAUGUAAAAUAUACAGACA